AUGGAAGCCAAAUUCAGUAAGUCAGAUUACCAAAGUGGACCGCAUGAGGUCGAGUUUGAGUUGAGAGCCGAUUCUUUUGGCCGCUGCAUCGCGCCUCUUGACCUUGUAAUUACUGUGGUCGUGAUGACAGUGCAGACGAAGCGGUUAUGGGCGACGGGAUUUUCGUGUAAUGCCAAACUAGAGACGAGAACAUUGCACAGGGCCUGCGUGAUCCCCUCCGACGGCGCCGGCGCGAGCCGCGGCUUCACGGAAAUCGCCGGCUCCGCCAGGCGGGGGCAAAAGAACCUCGUGGUCAAGAGGUUGACCAAUGAGCUGCGCGGCGGUGAGGAGCUGCCCGGAGAGGCGGCGCCGAUCCAGUUGGGAUCGAAUUUCACCAGCUUCCGGGAGGACCCCAUCGUGGAUAAGCUCAGGACGCAGCUCGGGGUGAUACACCCGAUACCCUCGCCCCCGGUUAAUAGGAACAUAGUGGGGUUGUUUGUGUUUUUCUUCGUCGGCGUCGCGUUCGAUAAGCUGUGGACGUGGAGGAAAAGGAAUAAAGCCGGGGGCGAUGAGAUCAGGCAGGGGGUGUGGCAGGUGCCCACGAGCUUUUCCUUGUUCCUGGAGAAGGAUUUGCAGAGGAAAGAAUCUGUGGAGUGGGUGAACAUGGUGUUGGGGAAGCUUUGGAAGGUUUAUAGAGGUGGGAUUGAGAAUUGGUUAAUCGGGCUGCUUCAACCCGUCAUUGAUAACUUGAAGAAGCCUGAUUAUGUUGAGAGGGUUGAGAUUAAGCAGUUCUCGCUUGGGGAUGAGCCAUUGUCGGUCAGGAAUGUGGAGCGUAGGACUUCACGCCGUGUUAAUGACUUGCAGUACCAAAUAGGCCUUCGCUAUACUGGUGGUGCCCGCAUGCUUUUAAAGCUCUCGCUGAAAUUCGGUAUCAUCCCAAUCGUUGUGCCAGUUGGCGUUCGGGACUUUGAUAUUGAUGGGGAACGGUUGUUGCGAUUGAUACCGACAGAACCUUGGGUGGGAGCUGUUCAAUGGGCUUUUGUUUCACUUCCAAAGAUCAAGUUUGAACUUUCACCAUUCCGCUUGUUCAAUCUGAUGGCAAUUCCUGUUCUUUCCAUGUUUUUAACGAAGCUUCUCACUGAGGAUUUGCCUAAGCUAUUUGUAAGACCAAAGAAGAUUGUUUUAGAUUUUCAGAAAGUAAAAGCAGUUGGUCCGGUCACGAAUGAUUUCAGACCUGGAGAGAUGAAUGAAGGAAACAGGGAUUAUGUUGGAGAGUUAUCCGUGACUCUGGUUGAUGCUCGGAAACUUAGUUAUCUCUAUGGCAAAACUGAUCCAUAUGUUAUCCUAAGCUUGGGGGAUCAAAUAAUUAGAAGCAAAAAGAACAGCCAGACCACUGUCAUUGGGCCUCCUGGAAAGCCAAUCUGGAAUCAGGAUUUUCACAUGCUCGUUACAAAUCCUAGAAAGCAAAAGCUGCAUAUUCAAGUGAGGGACGCUCUUGGAUUUGCAAAUCUUACUAUUGGCACGGCCGAACUACAUUUGUAGGUUGACUUGGGCUCUCUCCAAGAUACUGUACCCACAGAUAGAGUUGUGGUCUUGCAAGGAGGUUGGGGAGUGUUUAGAAGGGGAUCCUCAGGGGAGCUACUGCUUCGACUUACAUAUAAAGGUUAUGUUGAAGAUGAAGAAGACGACAGAGCCUUGUUAGAAUCUAUGGAGAUAGAUGUCUCAGAUGAUGAGUCUGAUUUUGAUGAGUCAAAUAGUACUUAUGGACAGGGGUAACAACUUCAAGUGGAACAGAAGGAAUCAUUCAUGGAUGUGUUAGCAGCACUAAUCGUGAGUGAAGAAUUUCAAGGAAUUGUGGCAUCUGAAACUGCAAACAGUAGAUUUUCAGACCAAGCCUCAAAGACAGGAUCGAGGGUACCAUCAGGAGUUGUUAAUGCUGAAUCCUCCUCACCUUCUGAUGCUGGCAGUGCUUCUGGAGGAUCUGGAGGAUCAGUUUUAUUGUGGCUUGCAGUUGUAACGAGUAUAUCAGUGUUAAUUGCUCUAAACGUGGGUGGUUCUGGUUUCUUUAAUCUUUGAUUGUGCAGCUACACCAAUAAGGAUGGUCGACGGUCCACUUGUUUUUACGUCCCAGUGAUGGAGUUGGCUACGUACAUUCUUUCUCAUGGCAUCUUCUACUCUCACAUUAUAUAAAUUCAUGGCUGUUAGCAGAGGAAUAUUCUGAUGGCGGGCGGAAAAUUUUGUCUCCGACUUUGUGUGACUUAAAGAUUCACCUGUGUUCUUUGUUCAUAUGACAAGGUGACGGUCUUUUUUCCGAAACUCAAUUACUAGCGAAUUAGUAGCUAAGAAAGAUCAUAAUCUGCAUUAUUGGCGGAGUCGCUGUUUGCACAUUCUUAGGAAGAUUUAUUGUGUUUCCUUCAUGAGAUGAGAAGGUUGUAACACUUGAGAUUGUAGGCCAGGCAACUGUAUGAUAAAGAAAUACCAGUAUUUGAAGAAUCUAAAGUUUCAUUAAAUUUCGCAUCUUCUUAGC
Molecule: messenger RNA, 2506 nt
Organism: Eucalyptus grandis
Lineage: Eukaryota; Viridiplantae; Streptophyta; Magnoliopsida; Myrtales; Myrtaceae
Product: extended synaptotagmin-3
Molecular function (GO): lipid binding
Source: RefSeq, a predicted model, not a curated record